GUUAACUGAGGGUGACUUGUGUUAUCUGUACAAGCAAAAGGGCAGUUUUUGUGUGGCUUGUAAUCGCUCUGAGUGCAGGCUUAGACUCUCAGACCAGGGAAAACCGUCUUUGCAGCCAUGGCUGGUUUCACCAUGUGUCAAAUUUACCAUGGGACUGUCAGGAAUUUCAUACUUUGCUUCCAAAACAGCUAGAGCACUGGAGAGCUGGAGAAAUUGAAGCUGUGUGUAUGUCUGUGCCUGGCAGGGCUCUACACAAACCUGCCUGUUCUUGAGUACUCUCACUUUCAACCAGCUCUGUGUGAUAAGGACACCUCUGGGAUAUAGACACACUUUUUCUCUCUCUGUAUCUUUUUGGCUCAGCUCUCUUUUGUUCUCUUGGUUGAAGCUGGUAGGAUGUGUGUAAGAUGUGUGGGGGUUACGGCUGGAUCGUGUGGCGCCGUGUCCAAGGAAAUACUUAAGAGGAGAGGCCUGUAGAAGCUGAGACAGGAUUAUGUUCUGGAGGAUGAUAGUGGCCACCUUUCAGUUGUGGUUCUGGAUGGUGAGCAUGGGCCCUGCCUGUGCUACAGGCCCCACUAAGGGAGCAUUAUGUUGGGGAGGACGUCCCUGGGCUGCUGGAAACUUCAGCUGUGUGGGUCCAGAGCCUUAUCUGUUAAUUGGCCUUGGAAACGGCAUUCUCAGAAUGAACCUUGAUGGUGGGGACCAGAGAAGGAUCAUGUCUGGGGUGGGGAGGUCCAUCUUGUUCGACUUCCACUUGGGUGAAGGCACAGUGCUCUGGGCCGAUACACAUGCAGGAGUAAUCAACAGAGCGGGACUGGACGGAACAGGUGGACAGGAGCUUCUCUCAUCAGUGAAAGGAAUCACAGGGCUGGCUGUGGACUGGAUUGAAAACUCAGUGAUCUGGUGUAAUGCCGAAAGAGGAACAAUACAGAAAGUGGACACAGAUGGGAGAAAUGCAAAAACUCUUUUGAGAGACCUGUCUCAUCCAAGCAGUGUUGUUGUUGAUCCAAAUGAGAGAUAUAUUUUCUGGUUAUCAGAUGGAGUGACUCCCAGUAUCCAGCGUUCAGAUAUCACAGGUGGGAUGAUGGCAACAGUACUGAAAGUUGCAGACAGACUAAAGGUUUUGGCCAUAGACCACAGGGACAGGAGAUUAUUCUGGGUUCAGCAAGGCCUAGGAGUGCACACUGCAAUGGGCUCCUGCAACUAUGAUGGCAAUAAUAUCAAUGUAUUCAAUCAUCUUCAAUCAAGAUCCCAGUCUCUGAGGAUGACAAUUUUCCUGGAUUAUGUGUACCUAACAGACUCAAAGUCUAAAAGCAUAACACGAGUAAACAAGUACACAGGGGGCCCAGUGGAGAAUGUCAAUUCCAAAAGAAUGCCGAACCCCCCUGGAGAUGUCAAAGUGGUACAUUCCAUCAAUCAGCCAGUGAUGGAGAUUGCUACUCCAUUCACUCCAGGCUGUAAUCCACAGAGAGGAGAGUGUGUGAAAGUGUGUUCCAGUCACAGUGACACUGGUCUUUGCCGCUGCCAGGACGGUUUUUCUCUCAGUAAACCAGGCAACUACUGCAAAGAUAUAAAUGAAUGUGCCUUGUGGAAUCAUGGCUGCUCACUGGGGUGUGAGAACGUUCCGGGCUCCUACUUUUGCACCUGUCCCAAGGGAUACCUUUUACUGCCUGAUAUGAAGACCUGCAAAGAGGCUAAACCCUGCGUGGAGAAUGGGACAGUUUGUGAUCAUAAAUGCGUCAAUACAGCAGAAGGAGAUGUUUGUGUGUGUCCAGAGGGAUCUGUUCUAAAAGCAAAUGGGCAUUCGUGCACAGGCUGUUUGUCUGUAGAUCGGGGAGGCUGCAGUCAGAUGUGUGUGACAUUAUAUCCAGGCCAAUGGGAGUGUGAGUGUCAACCUGGAUACCAGCUACAGUCUGAUGGGAAACACUGUGCUGCCACAGGGCCUCCACCAUACCUGUUAUUUGCCAAUGUAGUGGAUAUAAGAAAGAUUAACACAGAUGGCACCAAGAACAGGAGACUGCUGGAGGAGCCAAGAGGCACUAUUAUAGCUGUGGACUAUGAUCCAGUGCAGAACAAGGUGUAUUUUGCAGAUAAGGGCCUGAAGCGUGUUGAGAGGGCUUCACUGGAUGGAGGUUUAAGAGAGAUCUUGUUCUCCACUGGGCUCGACUCACCUGAGGGGGUGGCUGUGGACUGGAUCAAUCGCAAGCUGUACUGGACUGAUAGAGGAUUAUCCACAAUUUCCCGCAGCAGUCUAAAUGGCCUUGACAGGGAGGUGUUUAUAGAUAAAGACAUCCAGAAACCCAGAGGCAUUGCCCUACAUCCUCAGGCACAGAAGGUAUACUGGACAGACAUGGGGAGUCAUCCUUCAGUGGAGCGGUCAGGUCUAAACAGAGAGACCCGUGAAGUAGUGAUUAGCACUGGACUGGUGUCUCCUAGUGGACUAGCUGUGGACCAUGGCUCCCAGCAUCUGUACUGGUGUGACUUGAGCAGAGGUCUGAUUGAAUCGGCCAGACUGGAUGGUUCUGAUCGCCAUGUACUAAGCGAGAACCAAGUAGGUCGUCCAUUUGACAUUGCUGUGUUUGAGAAUGUGCUCUGGGUCAGUGACUGGGAUGGUCACCUGCUCUACCGGCUAGACACAAGAACUGGACAAACCUCUGAGCGUCUCCAUGUUGACUCUAUUCAACCAGCUGCUCUGGUUGUUGUUCAUCCUCUCGCCAAACCAGGAGGUGAUCUUUGUCUACAUGAAAACGGAGGGUGUGCACAAGUGUGUGAAAGCAGACUGGGAUUGGCUUAUUGCUCAUGUUACCCAAAUCAUGUAAUAUCAGAAGAUGGCAAAGACUGCCUGCCAAUAAAUACAUCAUUCACUGAAUCAGGUGAUGGUGAAUCAAGCGAUCAUCUGAGCAAAAAAACACUGAAUGAUGAGAGCACACCACUGGCCAUAUCAGACCUCCGUUCAGAAGGAGACCAGCUUUUCAAUGAGAAGAUGGUGUCAGACCAGGAUGACUGCUACUCUCUUAUGUGUGAUGUGAAUGCUCACUGUAUGCUGAAGGGAGGCAGAGCAGUGUGUCAGUGUGUCAGAGGUUUCACUGGUGACGGGAAGCUAUGUGUGGAUAUCGAUGAAUGCACAGCAGGCCUGGCAGAGUGCAGCAGUUCUCAGUCUGAGUGUGGGAACACAGCAGGUGGAUAUUUCUGCCAAUGCAAAACUGGAUUCAGUGGAGAUGGUCAUCACUGUAUGGAUAUAGAUGAGUGUCGGUUAGAUAUCCAUGACUGUGAUGUGCACGCAGAAUGCCUGAACACAGUUGGAAAAUAUCAGUGUAGAUGUAUAUCUGGCUACACAGGGACUGGAUUCAGCUGUCAGGAUGAGUUUAAAGCCGCCCCCUCUUGGCUGAGUACUGGUAGUCCACUUGAGGUCACGUCACCAUGGCAACACAACAACGUGCAGAGCUGCCCCUCCACACAUGACUCCUACUGUCUGUAUGAAGGGGUGUGCCUCUAUUUCCCUGAGAUGGAGUCUUAUGCCUGCAAUUGUGUGUCGGGCUACAUGGGGGAGCGCUGUCAGUUCAGUGAUCUUGAAUGGUGGGAGCUGCAGCAAGCUGAACUGGAGAAGAGGAGGAAUAUGGCUGUAGCUGCUUGCACUGUGCUCCUUGUUACCCUGCUCUCCAUCGCUGUUUGCGCCACCUACUGCUAUGGGUCUAAAAGACAUUUUGGAAUGUGUCCAGCAGAGGAUGAUGUGGGUGACGUGAGCAUGAGUGAGGACAGUGUCACUGAAACAACGACUGUCACACCACAGGUCUAUGUGGUUUUGGAUACUAGUCCCUGUGUUGAUGAAAAUGUCCUUCGUGUUGUGGGGUGUCCCAGAGGAGCCAUAUGCCUCUCUUGCUCCUCAGAAAGAGGAGAGAGUUUUGCUCUAGAGGAGGCUGAGACACUGCAGAAACACAACCAUGGUCUUCAUGUUGCCAACUGCUCUGUAUCAUGUGACAUACACAAACUGAUGGAUACAGAGAGGACCACUGAUAAGCUCAUCUCCCUAGAAGACUCUCUAUCAUCGCCCAAAUGAUUCACCAGAAAGCCUUCACUGGAGGCUGGCCCAUGAACUGCUAAUGUGAAUAUGUUCAAAACAAUAAUUCAUCGUCAUUCAGUGUUGUUAUUUAGCCAGAUGAGGGAUUACCUUCACAAUGAGGUUUUUCAUGUUCCAGAAAAACAAGAUUACAGGUUCAAGUAGCAGCAGUUAUUUGUCAGCAGAUUUCAUAUGCAAAAUAGGUCACUACCUGGUCAGUAAAGGGAAGUAAGCCAUGAAGGGAUCUGUAAAACCAGUGCACAUCCCUCUAAUGGUUUUAUGGUUUCAAUACAAAUAAGAGCUAUAGGAUGUUUUAAGAUCAUUUUAUCUAGUCUAUAAGGAGGUCAUCCAGAGCAAUUCAAUGCUGCUUUGAAGACUGUUCUAAUGCUAACCAAGCUACAUUAGUCAUAAUAUACAAGUACUUGUCACAAAAGUGAAGCUUUUUGUUGUAUUGCAUACUAACUGUGUAAAUAGUAAACAUACCUCUUUUUGCCUUGCAUAUUGUGUAACUAUUGUGAUCUUAUAAACUAUGUUGAACUUUAAUGCAUUUCAUUUUAAAGACUUUAUUUUAAUAAUUGGUUUGAGAAGGUGAAGUGGGAAAUGAAGACCCAUCCUGCUUUGCCAGCAGAAAACAACAUGUACUUUGUCUAUUUUGCUUCAGAUCCUACAGAGAAGUGUGUAAUUUCUGCACUACUAGUAGUAUCAUACAGACUUUCAAAAAUAAUGAAGGUUAACUAUAAAGGUUAACCAAACACAUCACCUGUCUUUCAUUGGUCAGAAAACAAUGGUUUAUAAUGAUAUUGAUAGAAUUAAAAGCCCAGAUUAUCUAAACACAUUAACCUGUUAAUGAAUCAAGUUUAAAUGAUAAAAGAUCUAGAAAAUGAACAGUUUAGAAGUUCUGACCUAUUUGACUUCGAGCAGACCCUCUCUUAAACUGCUCACAUAGAAACUGCAGAUUUCCACAGAAUUGAUACGUCCAUCAUACAAAAUUUCUUCACAUCUCCCAUGCAUGUUUGUUU
Messenger RNA from Myxocyprinus asiaticus (Chinese sucker), 5073 nucleotides. RefSeq names its product epidermal growth factor (gene egf). The record is from RefSeq and is a predicted model, not a curated record. The coding region runs from base 491 to 4054 and encodes 1187 amino acids. Gene Ontology annotation, molecular function: calcium ion binding. NCBI's taxonomy places the organism in Eukaryota, Metazoa, Chordata, Actinopteri, Cypriniformes, Catostomidae. The transcript has 24 exons.